Molecule: messenger RNA, 736 nt
Organism: Schistosoma mattheei
Lineage: Eukaryota; Metazoa; Platyhelminthes; Trematoda; Strigeidida; Schistosomatidae
Source: the annotation of a GenBank genome assembly
CCAGUGUAGGUCGUUCAAGUGCGAGGGCUAUUUAGAAUAGCUUAACUCCAGCCUGUGGUUUGAAGGUUAUUGGUUUAAUUGUCGGUUGAAUCAAUAUCCUUAAUUGGACGAUUACAGUCAGCUGGAUACUAAUUAAGCAAAGCAUUUGUACUCAUCCUAUUGGGAGACUGACCGAUUUUCACGCUAGAGACUUAACGACCUUUCUGUCAUUUGUCAGACGUCAUCUUUUGCUGGAAACUUGUAUUUGGUUACUUCUAUAUGAAGUAAACUGGGAGUGGAAGCAAACUAAACCAGUUAUAUACCGACUGUCUCAAGAAAUACUUUUACAACUAAAUAGGAAAAAUCCACUAAAUGGGAUCUCCAGUAGAUUUAAUUACAUACAGUCCCGCUGCUGCACAACAUAACCUUGCUUUGAUUAACUACUGUCGCAUAUCUAUCGCGGCACUUUCUGGAUGUACAGUUGGGAUAUUAGGUUUGACAGGAAUUAUGGGAUUUAUGUUUUAUUUUCUGGCGCAUGGUUUUCUAUCAUUGUUACUGUUACAAAAGGCAGGAAAAUCAUGGAACAAAUACUUUAUUCAGCGUUCGUGUUUAACGUAUGGAGGGGUCUUCGGAGAACUAACUACUUAUAUUUUAUUUUGGACUUUUAUUUAUGGCAUGGUUCAUGUAUAUUAAACAUAAUCUAAAUAUAUUGACCUAUUUUGCUUAAUCUCAAAUAUAUUUUGAAUAAUGGAUCAUA